Molecule: messenger RNA, 258 nt
Organism: Ostertagia ostertagi
Lineage: Eukaryota; Metazoa; Nematoda; Chromadorea; Rhabditida; Trichostrongylidae
Source: the annotation of a GenBank genome assembly
AUAGAACGUGAUACGCACUUGGACGAGGAACUCCGAAAUAAUCUUAUCGCGCUAGCCAAAGAGAAAAAGAUACCAGUGGAGUCGGGCUUGACACUAUGUGCUGAUGACUUCUAUGAGGCUGCAAUUGUAUGUGUGGCAUUGCUGAAUCGUAUGAAAGGCGACCAAGUGAAAAUCCCACACGAUCAGUACGUCGAAUUCGAGGAGCGACCCUUCCGUCUCGUCACUGCCCUCAUCAGAAAACAACUGGGAAUCAACUAA